Spizellomyces punctatus DAOM BR117 is the source of this 2001-nucleotide messenger RNA. RefSeq lists its product as uncharacterized. Gene Ontology annotation, biological process: adenylate cyclase-activating G protein-coupled receptor signaling pathway. Gene Ontology annotation, cellular component: heterotrimeric G-protein complex. The coding region runs from base 598 to 1659 and encodes 353 amino acids. The transcript is spliced from 10 exons. The record is from RefSeq and is a predicted model, not a curated record. Lineage: Eukaryota; Fungi; Chytridiomycota; Chytridiomycetes; Spizellomycetales; Spizellomycetaceae. Gene Ontology annotation, molecular function: G protein-coupled receptor binding; GTP binding; G-protein beta/gamma-subunit complex binding.
UGGUGUGACUGCUGCGAAAUUCUUCCAGAUCCGUCGCUUUUAGAGAGAGAGGACAUUCAUUCACACACACACACACGGAUUCGCCUCCUUUUUCCCCCUCCUCCUCCUUCUUCCCAAAGGCCCAUUUUUCUUAAGUGGAUCUCAUUGGGAAUUACACUCUAGUCCCCUAGGAAAUUGCAUAGCUUUGACUGAAUACACUACCCUCAGAGCUGCUCUUGACAUCCGACAUAUACUCCUCCCCGCCCAUUCUCUCGCUUUUCGCUUUGGGUGACGCUUGUUGUUUUCGCAUUACAAAGCGUCAUUGUUUCCCACUCUGGGCACAUUCCAUUUCGCGGCCGUUCAAGAACGCAUACGUGUCGGGCACUAUUCGGCGCAGUGAAAGUAACUUUUGGGGCUAAUCUUACACUUCGGACUCAAUUUUUGGCAUUCAUCACUGGACAGGCGAUAUCUAUCUUAACUAAUCGGAUAUCGCUUAAUUGCUGUCGACCAUACGAAUUCCCCAUUUUACCAUUAUGCGGCCUCGCACCUGAGGUUCACCCUUAGCAGAUAUUACUCCGUUCGAUUACUGUCACCUACUCUUGACAUACGCUGGUCAUAAUGGGAUUGUGUACGAGCAAAGAGGAAAUAAUUCAGUCGAAAACCUCCCUUGCGAUUGACAAGGCUAUUGAAGAGGAUUCGAAGAGAUUGAAGAAGGAAUGCAAAAUAUUAUUGCUUGGCGGUGGGGAGUCGGGCAAGUCGACCAUUGUCAAACAGAUGAAACUUAUUCAUCAGAGCGGCUACACUCGGGAGGAAUUAAUGGCUUUCAGACCGACGGUUUAUAAAAAUAUACUUGACAGCAUUCAAGCGCUUAUUGCUGCCAUAACAAAUUUUAACAUGACAUACGCGAAGCCUGAGAAUGAGGCUGUAGCGGAUAAGCUGAUGGCAUUACGCCCAGAUUUUGAUGGGUCAUACAAAAUUACCCCUGACAUUGCGGAUGCCAUCUAUGCCAUUUACACGGACCCAACCGCAGAAACAGCUUUGGAGCGCUCCAAUGAAUUCUACAUCAUCGACUCCGCACCCUACUUUUUCGCCGAUGUAAAAAGAAUAGGGACAAGUGACUAUUGCCCAACAGAGCAAGACGUACUUCGAGCUCGUAUCAAAACAACCGGAAUAACAGAGACGCGAUUCAACAUGGGACAAUUGAGCAUACAUAUGUUUGAUGUGGGGGGACAGCGAUCAGAGCGACGAAAAUGGAUACAUUGCUUUGAAGCUGUUACUUCCAUCAUCUUCUGCGUGGCUUUAAGCGAGUAUGACCAAGUACUACUGGAAGAAUCGCAACAGAAUCGUAUGGCGGAAAGUUUGAUACUUUUCGAAUCCGUCAUCAACAGCCGAUGGUUUCUGCGCACAUCGAUUAUUCUGUUCUUGAACAAAAUCGAUCUGUUUAAAAUCAAACUGGCAAGAAAUCCACUGGAAAAGUACUUUCCAGAGUACAAAGGUGGACCGGACGUGAACAAAGCCGCAAAGUUUAUUCUAUGGCGAUUCACACAAACUAACCGAGCGCGUCUGAACAUCUACCCACACCUGACACAAGCCACUGACACGUCAAACAUCAGACUUGUUUUCGCUGCUGUUAAGGUGACCAUCUUGCAAAAUGCAUUGAAGGAUUCGGGUAUCAUGUAAGACGCACCAGUAUGCUUACUGAUUUCUUGGUCCUUUCUUGUGCUGCGGUCGAGAGCCUGUCGACCCUAUCGACCCUUGACCAUUUCCUCAUACUAUUUAAUUUUCUCUGGUCUGUUGCGACGAGGGGAGCCGUGACCGCCACAGGCAUCUGUGGGAUUUGAUAGACUUUUGUUUUGAUGUAUAUAAUCUUGUUUUCUUUUUGUUUUUUUGGGAAAAUCCAACAGACGGUUGGUCACAUGAGUCAUUAUAUCACGUGCAUGAGGCGCCAUUUGGGGGCGCGGAGGUGUUCUGUUUGACAAGGAAUAGAUACAAACAAAUGACGUCUUGAUGCUGUCACUGGAA